AUGGAUGGUACAGAUUAUAGUGAGUCAACAAAUGUCAUUACAGAGGACUAUGGUGAGAUGGAUUAUGUGGAGCCAUGUCAAAUGACAAAAAACAACAGUGUGGAGASAGUGGUGCGACUCUACAUCCACUCUGUCAUCUGCAUCCUGGGUUUACUGGGCAACAUCCUGGUGAUCGUCACCUACGCCUUCUACAAGAAGGCCAAGUCCAUGACGGACGUUUACCUUCUGAACGUGGCCAUAGCCGACAUGUUGUUUGUGGCGGCUCUGCCCCUGAUCAUCUACAAUGAGCAGAGUGACUGGGCCAUGGGGAUGGUGGCCUGUAAGAUUCUCAGAGGGGCCUACAGCGUCAACCUGUACAGUGGUAUGCUGCUUUUAGCCUGUAUUAGCACCGACCGGUACAUCGCUAUUGUCCAGGCCCGCCGCUCCUUCAGGCUCCGCUCCUUCACUCUCCUCUACAGCCGCAUCAUCUGUGCUACAGUCUGGAGCCUGGCCCUGCUCCUCUCUGUCCCCACCUUUGUCUACUACGAGCGUUAUGUGCCUGCACACAGCUUCUACAAUGUAAGUGAGAAUGGAUUCUAUGAUUACAGCAAUGCUAUGACACCUGUUGGUCUGAAGAACCCUAUAUCCUCAGAGUCAGAAGAGGACUCUGUGAUUUGCAACUUCAGGUUCCCGGACAAUGCCACGGCCCGCCAGAUGAAGGUCCUGGUCCCCAGCACCCAGAUGGCGGUGGGCUUCCUCUUGCCUCUGUUGGUCAUGGGAUUCUGCUACGCCAGCGUCAUCAUCACCCUGCUGCGCGUCAAGAACUUCCAGAGACAUAAGGCAGUGCGCGUGGUGCUGGCCGUUGUGGUGGUGUUCAUUGCCUGUCAUCUGCCCUAUAACGCUGCCCUGCUCUACGACACGGUCCACAUGUUCAACCCCCAGUUUUGCGGGGAGAAGGACACCACCCAAGUGGCCAAGACGGUGACGGAGACGGUGGCCUACCUGCACUGCUGCCUUAACCCGGUGCUGUAUGCCUUCAUCGGGGUGAGGUUCAGGAACCACUUCAAGAAGAUUGUGGAGGAUGUGUGGUGCGUGGGGAAGAGGGUCAUGAACGUCCGACGCUUCUCCARGGUCAAGUCCGAGAUCUACGUCUCCACCGCCCGCAGGUCUGUGGACGGGUCCUCUACCGACAACGCAUCCUCUUUCACCAUGUGAGGAGGAGACCCUGUGUUGGACACUGCUGUUGCUUAGAACCCUAGCGAAGUCUGUUUCAUUUACCAAUGUCUAGGUGAAAGUCUACACAUUCCUUGCACAGUCUUCACAAUUUGCUGCCUUCAAAUUAAAUCUGGGAAAGGGAUUAGAUAAGCAUUUUUCCUACUGAUCUACACAACCUAUUCCACAUUUUCAAAGAAAAAUACCAAUUUUAGAACAUMAAAAAAARAACACCCCAGAGGUAAUACUUKGUGAAAUCACAUUUGGCAGCCAUUACAGCUGUGAAUCAUUUUGAAUAAGAUUCUACCAACUUUGCAUAACUCUAAGUGAAAAACUCAGAAGUGGGCAGGUGGAGUAAGCAGAGCGAGGCAGGUGGAAAGGACGAGACAGGCAGAGCACUGACUAUAUGCCAGCAGGAUAGUACAUAUCUCCAAUCAUCUUUGCUGAUAGCAAUUUUGUGUUUCCAUAAAUGGAUAAAUUGGUAUAAUUUAGCAUUUAGAUUUAAAGCUUCAACCCUUAGUUACCUYUUCCAAUUUCAAAUGAGCUUGAAAUAGGUGAAUAAUAACAUUUUUAUUGUUUUGUGAGACUACAGCUCCAGUGAUAAAAUAAAAAAAUAAAGACACGUUAUAAUUGAGUAAGUUGUCAAAGCGGUCAACCCGUCUGCCCGGCUUCAGUUGAGUCAUUACAAUUCAAAACAUUCUAAAAUCACACACACGCCUCGCACGCUCGCCUUUAGUGAGUUUAGGCCAUUUUGUCAAAAUUGCUCAAUUCAUUAMAUUUGGUUGGGAAYCMUUKAUCGCAAUAUUMAAACCUUGUCUCUGAUUUUCAAGCAGAUUUAAGUCAAGACUGAGACUGGACCAUUCAUGAACACGUAACACCUCUUUGAAUGCCAUUCUGGUGUGUCUUUCGUAUUAUAAAACUUGUGUAAUUGUCCCACUGAAAAAUAAAAACUCUAUCCUAGGGUUAGGUUUUCAGAAGACUGAGGCUUGGCUUUGGUCCUUUCAUUGUUCUUUUGAUCCUGAAAAACUCCCCAGUUCCUGGCAGUGAUAAGCAUACCCAUAACAUGAUGCUGCCACCACAACACUUGAAAAUAAAGAGGAUACACAACAUUGUAUUCACUUCACAUAACAAUCUCAGUUCUGACUUAAAUUGGAUCAAGAAUCAGAGACAAGUUUAAAUGUACAAUGCAGCCAUUUUUAUCUCAAUAUCAAAUCAUUUCUGGGGAACAAUUAGGUACCUUAGUGUGAUUGUUUUCAAUUAAAAUCGUCAAAAAGAAACAAAAAUAGCUUCUUAGCAUAGAGACAUUUCUAAAGCAAGUAUUUUGCUACUAUUUUGCUACCAAACCACCACCUUGUCCCUACCAAAUCGCUCGGAGGGCCCUCUCUUGUCACUUAUUGCUGACGUACCUCAGAGGAUGACUUCCAGGGAGUGACGAGGAGAGCAAUAAACCCAUCAACUUCAGGACAGACUUGUGACUUGAAUUAUGCAAUUCAUGUUCCACUUCAUGGUUCCCCCUGUYGUUUUACAAAAUAUAAACCUCAGUAACAGUUAAACAUUUAAUUUAGGAUUCAUUUCAUAUGUAUCAAGUCUCGAAAUCAGACAUAAACAAAUGCACAUGGCAGAUAACUAGUCACACCUCUCCAUUAUGUUGUAUAACGUUGAACAAACUCCAAACAUAUGGCGGUGCGCGUCAGGAUAGCACUAUGCUCUGAAGCCACAACAGCCUCAAUCAUUUCAACUCCGUCAGUUUGGGGAACUUCUGCAUAUGGUGGAGGCGUGCGUGAACGCGCAACUGGAGGGCCGAGGAGGGGCGAGGGGAAGGGAGUCAUUUGGGAUUCAGCCUAGCUGUUAUUGGC
Salvelinus sp. IW2-2015 is the source of this 3047-nucleotide messenger RNA. Its product is annotated as C-C chemokine receptor type 6-like. Gene Ontology annotation, molecular function: C-C chemokine binding; C-C chemokine receptor activity. Gene Ontology annotation, biological process: cell chemotaxis; positive regulation of cytosolic calcium ion concentration; calcium-mediated signaling. Gene Ontology annotation, cellular component: external side of plasma membrane; membrane. Lineage: Eukaryota; Metazoa; Chordata; Actinopteri; Salmoniformes; Salmonidae. The record is from RefSeq and is a predicted model, not a curated record.